AGGAAGAGUUGCGAGCCUUUGCACACCCUUGUAGCCCAGAGUGCAGUAAACAGCCAUGAAGCUGAAGGCAAGCGUGUCCUCGUCGCGCCGAAAGAACCGCAAGGCGCACUUCACUGCACCCUCCCACAUUCGCCGCAAGAUCAUGAGCGCCCCCUUGAGCAAGGACCUCCGUGCCAAGUAUUCAGUGCGAGCUGUGCCAAUUCGUCGUGACGAUGAGGUAGUCAUUGUGAGGGGUCAUUUCCAUGACCGUGAGGGCAAGGUGACCCAGGUGUACCGCAAGAAGUUCUGCAUCCAUGUGGAGAGGGUCACCAGAGACAAAGCAAAUGGCCAGACAGUGCCGAUUCCUAUUCACCCCUCCAAGGUCAUGAUCACAAAGCUGAAGUUGGACAAGGACAGAAAGGCACUGCUUGAUCGCAAGAGCGGCGCCACCAAGAAGGGCAAGUACACCGAGAAAGACACUGCGUAGAGAGGAAAACGAGUCAGAUGGAACCCCAAUGCCAGACAAAAGCAGAAAAAAUACUGAAAAUGCAGA
Cladocopium goreaui is the source of this 532-nucleotide messenger RNA. NCBI's taxonomy places the organism in Eukaryota, Dinophyceae, Suessiales, Symbiodiniaceae. The record is from the annotation of a GenBank genome assembly.